CACUUCUUUCAACAGCAGCAACAGUAAGUCAGCCACCUCCGUAGCUUGCUAGACAAACUAGCCGAAACAAUAAAGCUCUUUAGACGCUUUAAUGUUUAUUGGCCACUGUGUUUUAAACCCACUUCUGUCGUCUAGUUAGUUGUCCGAUUUAAUUUCAUAUUUACGGUGUUGUUGUUAUUAUUCAGCUAGCGGGCUGGUUAAGUUAGCAAUAGCCUAGCUAGCUAACAUCCCCGACCAUGAGUUCACUAAGCUACUCUCCUUCUGCUAAAGAAGAGGCGGUCUGCUGGACGGAGAAAGAAUCUCUCGUUAAAGAGGUGAAGGAAGAGGAGGAUAUCACAGUAAAACAAGAAGUAGAGGGUGAGGCUGUUACAGUGAAAGAAGAGAAAGACGCUUUCAGAGUGAAAGAAGAGGAUGAUGUUACAGUAAAAGAGGAAGAAAAGUAUUUCAGAGUGAAGGAGGAGGAGGAUGCAUUUUUUGGAGUGAAAGAGGAAGAGGGGGAGAGGGGGACUGUCACAUUGAAAAAGGAAGAAGAGGAGGAAACUGGAUAUCUGGGCCCGGUUUCCCAAGGGCAUCUUAAGGCAUCCAGUGGCUCUAACGAUGAACGUGCCCUGGUUAACACGAGAGAGAGAUGUGACUAUCGUGGAUCCUCUGGGGAGCCUCAACAACAUCAUGAUGCUGAUGAGGCAGAGGAGAGUCUCUCCACAUCAGAACACCUCAAGAAACACCAGUGGAGACCCACAGGAAAGAAAUCUCACUGCUGCUCUGACUGUGGGAAACGUUGCAAAUAUUCAUCAGACCUUAAAAUACACCAGCGAGUACACACAGGAGAGAAAUCUCACCACUGUUCAGAUUGUGGGAAAAGUUUUUCAACAUCACAGAUUUUGAAGCUGCACCAGAGAACACACACAGGAGAGAAAUCUCAUAGCUGUGAUCAAUGUGGGAAGAGUUUUACUACAUCUAGCAAUCUGACUAUACACCAGAGAACACACACAGGAGAGAAAUCAUUUAGUUGUAAUCAAUGUGGGAAGAGUUACUUAAGGUUAAAAUCACUAAAAGUACAUAUGAAAAUUCACACUGGAGAGAAACCUUACCGCUGUGAUCAAUGUGGAAAGAGUUUUGUUCAAUCUAGCGAUCUGACAGUACACCAGAGAACACACACAGGAGAGAAACCUUUUAGAUGUGAUCAAUGUGGGAAGACUUUUAUUGCAUCUAGCAAUCUGACUAUACACCAGCGGACACACACAGGGGAGAAGCCUUAUAGCUGUAAUCAAUGUGGGAAGAGUUUUAUUACAUCUAGCCAGCUGACUUCACACCAGCGUGUACACACAGGAGAGAAACUUUACCACUGUUCAAAUUGUGGGAAAAGCUUCUCAACAUCGCAGACUUUGAAGCUGCACCAGAAAACACACACAGGAGAGAAACCUUACAGCUGUGAUCAGUGUGGGAAGAGUUUUAUUACAUCUGGCAAUCUGACUAUACACGAGCGGACACACACUGGAGAGAAACCUUAUAGCUGUAAUCAAUGUGGGAAGAGUUUUAAUACAUCUAGUCAUCUGACUACACACCAGAGAGUACACACAGGAGACAAACCAUAUAGCUGUGAUGAAUGUGAGAAGAGUUAUACUGCAUCUAGCCAUCUGACCAGACACCAGCGAGUACACACAGGAGAGAAAUCUUUUAGCUGUGAUCAAUGUGGGAAGAGUUUUACUGCAUCUAGUGAUCUGACUGUACACCAGAGAACACACACAGGAGAGAAACCUUAUAGCUGCGAACAGUGUGAAAAGAGAUACUCUCGUAAAAGAUCUCUGAUCAAACAUCAGAAAAUACAUACAUGAAGGAGAUAUUUCAUGAUAUCAAUUAAAUAACAAUGUAGAAUGUUUUUAACAUUGUAGUAGGAGUAUUUUAAGGAAUUUCACACCGUACAACCCUAAACGUUUGCCCCAUUCAAUUGAUUUCAGCAUGAUAUGUAUAUUAGCCUCGGGAAAAAUCCUGGCUCUGAAUUGAAAGAGUGAUUUAAUAAAAAGCGACUAACACAAAAAGAGCUGUGUUACACUUACCAUGUUGGUGACCCACUUGAAUCAAAAUGUAACACUUCAAAAUGUAGCUAGCUGCUUUCUGCAAAUUGUCCUCUAACCAGGGAUGUACACAUUAUUCCCAUUAUUUGUGAGCUGUUAGUUUUAACAGGACGUGCAACCUCAUCUCCCUCCUCUCGCACAAUGGAUUUCAACACGAUAUCGAUGAAUGAUGACAAAUAAGUGUUGUGUACCUUUGUUUAGAGACGCCUAAAUGUAAAUGCAUCACUCCCAAAUUUA
This is a messenger RNA of Oncorhynchus kisutch (coho salmon), 2312 nucleotides long. RefSeq names its product zinc finger protein OZF-like. Lineage: Eukaryota; Metazoa; Chordata; Actinopteri; Salmoniformes; Salmonidae. Bases 237 to 1835 code for a protein of 532 amino acids. The record is from RefSeq and is a predicted model, not a curated record. Gene Ontology annotation, molecular function: DNA-binding transcription factor activity, RNA polymerase II-specific. Gene Ontology annotation, cellular component: nucleus. The transcript is spliced from 2 exons. Gene Ontology annotation, biological process: regulation of transcription by RNA polymerase II.